AUGCCACCCAUUGCGCGUCCUGCGAAGCUCCCCCGUGUGGUGGGAGUAUACCAGGCUGCUGCGCUGGAAGAUGUCGUGACCUGGGAAUCGAUCCUGUCAACUGUGGAACUUGCAAUAAUACAUGUGCUACAAGCCAGUCUACUUGUUGCUCUGGAAACUGCGCAAACAUCAACACUAGCGUCACGAACUGUGACCUGUCCAGCAACUCUCAGAACUGUGGAGCAUGCAGCACAGCUUGCAACUCUUCUGUACCCACCUGCUGUUCAGGAUCAUGCACAAACACUAACUCCAGCUUGA
Penicillium verhagenii is the source of this 297-nucleotide messenger RNA. RefSeq lists its product as uncharacterized. The record is from RefSeq and is a predicted model, not a curated record. Bases 1 to 297 code for a protein of 98 amino acids. Lineage: Eukaryota; Fungi; Ascomycota; Eurotiomycetes; Eurotiales; Aspergillaceae. The transcript is spliced from 5 exons.